GUAAUUGGUAUAUCGAAUAUAAUUAUAACAAUUUGGGAGAAUCAUUUGUACACGAUGUUGUUGCAUAUAAUCGAUUAGAAUUAUUACGUUUAUUUCUUGCAUAUAAUUAUGAUUUGGAUAGACCAGCUAAACGUCUUCCACCGAAUAUACAUUUACUUUCAUCUUUAAAUCAUCAAACUCUAUUGAAAAAUACACAAAAUACUAUUACAACAUCAAUGAUUCAAUCAGAAUCAAAUAAUCGAACAUCUAUGAAUUCAUUUGAAAAAUCACCAUUUAAAAUGGCAUUAGAACGUGGACAUCUUGAUAUGGCUAGAAUAUUAGCUGAAGUUGGUUGUUUUUGUACACAUUUACCAAUUAAUUCAAAUAGUAUACCAUCAGUAUGUGCAACUUCAUCUUCAUCAUCAUCAUCAUCAUCGUCGAACAACAAUAAUAUUCCCGAAACGAAUUCAAUCAAUUCAACAGUUAAAAAUUCUCAUUUCAUUAAUCAAAAUCUUUUAACACGACGUUAUAAUGGUUUACUUGAAGUUAAAUCCUUACAAAAAUGGUGUCGUAAAGUGAUAAGACAACGUUUAGGUUUUCGUCUUAUUGAAGCAUUACCCUUAUUACCUAUACCAGUACCAUUAAAAGAUUUUCUAUUACUUCGUGAUAUUGAUUGGUCAAUUUAUUUAAAUAAUAUUCAUAAUAAUAAUAGUAAUAAUCGUAGUUCUAUCAUAAAUUCAGGGGAAUUAGCCAUUAUAGUACCAACUUAA
Schistosoma intercalatum is the source of this 749-nucleotide messenger RNA. The record is from the annotation of a GenBank genome assembly. Lineage: Eukaryota; Metazoa; Platyhelminthes; Trematoda; Strigeidida; Schistosomatidae.